AUGUCUUCCAAAACCGUUGUAAUUAUCGGGGCCUCCUUCGCUGGAAUCCCAAUUGCACACUCUCUGCUCAAAGAUCUCCCAUCGGUGAAAGUGGUUCUGAUCAAUCCGUCCUCCACAUUCUACUUUGUGAUUGCAGCCCCGCGCAUUCUCGCAAAACCAAAAGCCUUCCGCCCCGAGCAAUACCUUCUCCCGAUAGAAAAAGAGUUUGCUCGUUAUAGAAAAGACGCCUUCGAAUUUGUCCCCGGUGCGGCAACCUCGAUAGACACCAAUGCGAAGACAGUCACCGUGGACAACGAGAGAACGAUCGCAUUCGACUAUCUUGUCAUCGCAUCGGGGAGUACAACCCGUUCCAUGACGAUCGAGGCCGAGACCCAGGUCCCAUUCAAGCCCCCCCAGUCAGGUCAGGUGCAGCCAUUGAUUGAAGAGGCUCAACGAAAGAUCAGCCAGGCGACCAAGAUUGUUAUCGCGGGCGCCGGUCCGAUUGGAGUUGAGACGGCGGGGGAGAUCGCCGAGGCCGCCAAGGAGCGUGGAGCAACAGUCCAUAUCACGCUCGUCUCAGCCACAGAGCGGGUUCUCCCCAUGCUGAAGCCUCGCGCCAGCGAGAUCGCCGAACAGCAGCUUCGUCAACUGAAGGUGGAGAUUGUCACGAGUCGGAAAGUGACCGGAGCUACCCAGGCACCGGGCGAUUCCGCGUGGACGGUGUCUCUCGAUAACGGACAGAGUUUGAGCGCCGACAUGUACAUCCCCACCGUGGGCAUUGUCCCGAAUAACGGUUUCAUCCCGCAGGAGUUCCUCGAUUCGUCGGGCUGGGUCACUGUGGACGGUGAGCUGCGGGUGCAGAGCAAAAGCCACUCAACCUUGCCGAUAUUCGCCGCAGGAGACAUCACAAAUAAUUCCAUGCGCCUUUCCUUCAAAGCAGUCGAGCAGGCGGCGGUUGUGGCGGCAAACUUGAAGGUGGAGAUUGCUGGCAAAGGCAAGCGGCGCACGUAUGACCAAGGGAAUAGCAUGAUGAUGGUCGUCCCAGUUGGUUCAUCUGGUGGGACGGGACAAAUGUUUGGUUGGGUGCCUUGGAACAUGCUUGUCAAGAUGGUCAAGGCCAAAGAUUUCUUGAUCGGCAGAGCUCAAGGCGUGAUCUCGGCGAGUUGA
Molecule: messenger RNA, 1146 nt
Organism: Aspergillus terreus NIH2624
Lineage: Eukaryota; Fungi; Ascomycota; Eurotiomycetes; Eurotiales; Aspergillaceae
Product: NAD(P)/FAD-dependent oxidoreductase
Exons: 1
Coding region: 1-1146 (381 amino acids)
Cellular component (GO): cytoplasm
Molecular function (GO): flavin adenine dinucleotide binding; electron-transferring-flavoprotein dehydrogenase activity
Source: RefSeq, a predicted model, not a curated record